This is a messenger RNA of Lates calcarifer (barramundi perch), 6436 nucleotides long. RefSeq names its product zinc finger MYM-type protein 4. The record is from RefSeq and is a predicted model, not a curated record. Gene Ontology annotation, molecular function: zinc ion binding. Lineage: Eukaryota; Metazoa; Chordata; Actinopteri; Centropomidae.
GAGCUACAACCUCCCAACCAAAACGGUUAUACUUCUUCUUCGUCUUUGUAUUUGUUUAAUACUUUAAAAAGUGUAUCCGACAUCAGACAACAGUCUUUACGCAGUUAACUUACCAGCAUAAGCCGCCUAGCAUGUUUCUUGACUGAUAUUACAGCAGCAUCCUUUUUGUUGCUACUUGCAUACAUAACCCAUAACCCUCAGAGGUGGGAGGGUGUUGAGAAGCGCGGCGUCUGCAGCAUAAUUAAAACAUGGCGGACUCUGAGGAGUUUAGACUAAAACGGUUAAAGCAUGAGGAGCGCCUGUCCAGAGUAUUUGACGAAGUGAUGGGACUGGGAGACUUUGCUGACUCCUCCAGAGGCUCUGCCACCUCCUCCAGGAGUGGAGGUCAGGAUGAGACAAAAGGAGUAGACGAAACAUCAGGACAAGGGGAAAACCAACAGGUAGAAGAAGAGGAUAGCAAUGGCAGCAGACAGGAGGAAAAGAUGGACGAGGGAGUGGGAGAUUCAUCCUUUCCUCGCAUUUCCUCCCCUUCUUCUGUCCGACCCUCCUCGUUUACUAUGAGAACCAAUGAGGGAGGAGGAGGAGGAAGUGGAGGGGCGGCGUUUGAUGACGCGCUGGAUGGCCUUCCUUCAUUUGGGCCAGAGGAGGAUGAUGAAGACUGGCACUUUGCCCUGCCAAUGGGCACCCUGGAGGAUGUCGAUGUGGGUAAGGCGAACAGAAAAAGAAGCCAACCAGAAGAGGGGAACAACUUACAUCGACAUGAUCCCUUUGCUCGUGAGCCUAGAGGGGAGGAGGAGGAGCGAGAGAGGGAAGGGAGCAUUGAGUCUGCCAACACCUCCCACUCCUCCCAGGAUCACACACCUGACAACAGCCGAGAUGGAGGCGUCCUGAACCAGGCAGAGGAGACAGAAGACAGCCAGCAGGGAGAGAUGAGGUCAGAAGCAGCUCCAGUGGAGGACAGUAAUCCCACGAUUUCUCCUAGUAUCAAUAUUAAAGAUGAACCCAUUGAUGAGGGCUACGACGCUGCGUUGUUGCCUCAAAGUUCCAUCAGACAGAUCAAAGAGGAGCUGGAGCAUCAGGAGGAAGAGUUGAGAAUCAGUUCGGUCUACUCUGUAGGCGGAGCAAACACCUUUGUGCCACCUACUGUCCCAACAGCAGUCCCAGCCCCUCCUCCAGCGGCCAUUUUUAUCCCAGGUAGAGGUGCUGUCCUACAAGCUAUGACCUCCCUUCCUAUCAGACCACCAGCUCCAAUCCCAAGUUCACUACAAGCUCUGGCACCAAUACCCCCACGCCCACCUCAGCCCCCUGUUCCUGGUAGUGUUCGCUGCAGUGGCUGCUCUAAGGUUCUGCUGAAAGGCCAAACUGCAUUCCAGAGAAAAGGUUCGACGCAGCUCUUCUGCUCCACAGUCUGUCUGACUGGACAUCUUCCUCCAGCCAACAAGAACAGAUCCUGUUUCCAGUGCAACAGGGAGAUCCUUCAGCCCAGGGACAUGAUCACGAUCCCAGCGGACGACAGCACCUACAUGCACUUUUGCGGCCAGUUCUGUCUGUCUGUCUUCAGACACAAGAAGAAACAUUCUGACAAGAUUCCUGACAAAUGGGCUGACAAGCGACUGGAGAGGAAGCCUGAGAAGCCCCCUGAGAAACCAGUGGAGAGACAGCCCGAAAAACCCUUUUGCAGUGUCUGCAGAGUCACUAACCGGCAAAUUGAGCAUGAGGUCACCCAUCAAGGUCGCCUGCACAGACUCUGUAGUGAUGCUUGUUUUCUAACAUGGCGUAAGAUGCGUCACUUAGCCAUGAACUGCUGCGAAAGCUGUGGACUUUAUUGUAAUAGCAACUCAGGCUCAUGUCAGACGCUCACUAUCGAAAGAUCUCCGCUCAACUUCUGUAGUCCUACCUGCGUAGGCACCUACAAACAGACCUGUAGAAAGAUGCUUGAGUGUGCCUACUGUCGCAAGAUGGCGAUAGUGUCCUCCACCAUCAUGGAACGAGACCAAAGGGGCAAAGUUCAGCUUUACUGUUCACCCACCUGUGUGGAACAGACCCGACCACCCCGACAUACUCUCACUGGUACUCCAUUCCCAUGCUGCCUGUGCAAGGUGUCAGCUGUUCCUCAGUAUCAUUUGGCCAUGGUGGACGGCACCAUUCGUAACUUCUGCUCCUAUGACUGUGUUUCUGCAUACAGGGUAAAGGCACCAGUAGCAGAGCCAGACCUGUCCAAUGGAACUUCCUCUCUCAGGGACCCCUCCCUCAAAGAUGCCCCCAAACCAGGGCCCUCUGCCGGAGCCAGCUCAGUCCCUCCCAUCCCUCAGGACUACCCAUCCUCAGUCCCCUACCCGGGUCAUCAUCCCAGUCAUACCUCAGUGCCCCCACUGGUGCCUCCCUACCCAGCCAUGUCCUCCCCUUCUGUCCCAGGGCAAGCCCAGGCCAAAGCACCCUCUGGUCAGCCCCUGAAACCAACAGAGGGUGGGCACGGUGACGCCUCCAAACUGACCUGCCAUCAGUGCAGCAAACAGUUCAACACCAAGCCACUGCUGUUCAGUCACCAAGGUCGUAUUUCUAUGUUCUGCGGUAAGACGUGCUGUGAACAGUAUAAAACCCAGAAGAAUAUCCUGGCACUGUGUGAGUGCUGUAAACAGGAGAAGGUUCCCUUUGAUACAGUCAGCUACAACCAACAGGACCUGGUGUUCUGCAGUGAAAGCUGUAAGCUACUCUUCAAACAUGACCUGACUUCUCGAAACAAGGACCAUCCCUGGCGUCCCUGCACAUAUUGCUCCGGCAUCAGCCAGAAGAUGCUGCACAGCCACUAUGGAGGCAGGCUGGAGGAGUUCUGUAGACCCCACUGCAUGUCCCAGUUCACUGUACUCUACUAUGGGAUGGGGAGAUGUGACAGUUGUAGGAAACAGGGCUACAUGACGGAGAAGCUGCAGUGUUUGGGUUCAGUCCGCAAUUUCUGCAACCUGCCCUGCCUUCUACAGUACUGCUACCAGCAUUUUGAGCCAAGCCAACACACAAGCAGUAAUGGUACUGGAAGAGCCCCACAGACACCCUAUGCUCCAACCCAGCCCCACCACUCCUCGAAGAUGAAUCCCGUCAUAGCUGAUGUCGUCUCAUUGGCCAAUGGUUCUGCCACUCAGCCCAGUGCGUCAGCAGAUACCACUCUGACUGGAGCACUUCCAACCUCCACAGUUGAUGGCAAGAACCUCGACCAUGCCAGUACUCAGACUGACGCCAUGCGUGUGCCUGUGUCCCGUCGACGUCAAAUGAAGAACAAGUCGGUUCUGUGUCGACCUUUCACUAUGGACCAAGAAAGCAUGUGCCAGCUGCCCACGCCCUCCACUGACUCAGCAGCAGGAGAGGAGAAUGUGAGGGUGGUAAUGGUUCCAGUCCCAGUGCCAGUCUUCAUACCUGUGCCUAUGAACAUGUACUCCCAGCACACACCUGUUCCACUGGCCAUGCCCAUGCCUGUUCCAGUACCCAUGGUAGUACCACCACAGAGCAAGGACAUGAAAGACGCAGCUGUCCAAUCAGAGCCUUCGACUGUGAAGGAAGAAAAACAGAAUGAUAUGCCUGUUUCCAGUGCAGAUCAGAGUAGCUCUUAUAGUGAAGACAUGAAGUCACAAGUGGUCGCUCCCAUAAUCUGUGAAAAUAAGAAUACUCAAAAAGCAGUACAAGCUGACCUGCCUAAUAGUGUAGGUUCAGAGAAGAGCACAGAGUCUGCUGAUCCCCAGCUAAAUACCCAGCCCGGGAGCACAACAGCCAGCGACCCACCUACCACCAGUAUGGAGCAGCAACCUCCUUCCUCUCCAGUGAUGGACCUGGAGACUGACUUCCCAUCAGAACCACUGGGUCAGAGGUCUACUCCACAGCGAGGAGUGAAGAGACCCAGAGAAGGGUUCUAUGGCAGGAAACGGGGUCGAAGGCGGACUGUUUCAUCAGACCGCAGUGCAGUGGUGACUCCUGCUGCCUCCAAACUGAACCACCUGUAUGGGGUUAAAGCCUGGAAGAGCUGGGUCCAACAACGCAACAAACAGCCACAAGAAUCCAAUCUAGUGGAUAUUAAAGAAGACAUCCUUCAAUGUGACUCUGCUGAGCUGAGCUUUGCUCUGUCUCGCUUCAUCAGAGAAGUGAGACGUCCCAGUGGAGAGACAUACAGCCCAGACAGCAUCUUCUACCUCUGUCUGGGGUUACAACAGUAUCUGUUCAUGAAGGGCCGCAUAGAGAACAUCUUUACUGACGAGCUCUACAGUCAGUUUGCCACUGAGAUCACUGGGAUGCUGCGACUCUGGAAGCCUAAAUUACUACCUAGUGGUGGUGUUGUUAUCUCCCGUGUUGAAGAGUCCUACCUGUGGGACUGUAAGCAGCUAGGCGCCUACUCACCCAUAGUGUUGCUCAACACGCUGCUCUUCUUCUGCACCAAAACCUUCCACUUCACCACACUGAAGCAGCACAAAAGUCUCUCCUUUAUCAACUUCACCCGACGCUCCAAACCCUGCAGCCGAGCCGGCAAAGUGCACUACCUCCACUACCAGAGAAGCAGCUCUGCUACGCCUAGCCGGGACACAGAGCGAUUCAGAAAAAGGCAGGCAGAGAAUGAGGGAGAUAUGGAGAUGCUGGAAAAUGUCACUAACCCUCUACACUGUCCUGUCAGACUCUACGAGUUCUACCUCUCUAGAUGCCCAGAAUCGGUGAAGAAGAGAACUGACGUGUUUUACCUCCAGCCUGAACAGAAUGUGCACACACACAGUUCACACUGGUACACAUCUCAACCAUUAGACGGAACCACUCUACAGAGCAUGCUCACACGCAUCUUGGCUGUCAGAGAGGUUCACCAGGAAGUGGCCCGGCGUCAGUCCUCAGCCACCACUGGUAGUAACAGCUUACAGUGAUGUAAAAGCCUGUCUGCCCAUCCCUGAUCUACUCUGCAUCGGAAACGUUGUCUGAUUCAGUUCAGGUUCACAGUGAAUUCAAACUGUAUGUAAACCCAUCAGUCAUUUCAGACUGAGGCUGACAUGUCUGUGAAACGGGGGAGUUCAUGUACAGACCCUGACCACCAUGUUUUUGAAGACAGAGCAAACAGAGAUAUGAUGAAAUGACACUCAGACAGUUAUAAAGAACUGGGUUGUGGGAUAAUUGUAUUUAGUUACCUCAGUGGCCAUCUCCUCCACACGUUAAUGCACAAUGAGUUUACAAACAUCUGAUACUGUUGAGUAUGUAAAAGGGAGUGUUAAUGAGUACAUUGUUAAUGCAGUGUUUAUCACAUGUGGUGGGUUGAUUGAGUUGUAAUGGCCGAUGCCAAACCUGUCAGAUGUAACUUUAUCACAAUAUUAGACAGUCUGAGCUGCAGUAAACAGUGAGAGGACUAUCUUAGUGUUGUUGGCUCUCUUUACAUUGGCACUUGCUUACAUGAGUUUUAACUAAUACAGAAUUUUUAAGGCUGAUAUUGGCAUUGGCAGAAAAACAACAACAAACCCUAAAAGAAUGACAAUUUUGAGCAUGUUUUGUUAUUCAGUCAUGUGGCGUACUCAUACGUAGCUGCAGAAAACAUGUUUAAAAUGUCACUAGUCUAGGUGAAGCACCCACAGACUUCCAUUUUAGUACUGAUGAAUAAAAGAAUAUGUAGUUUGAAAAUCUGCAUCAAAUUCAUUGCAUUCAAAGCAAAUAUGUAAUCUAAUAUAUUGUUAAACCUAUAUAUAUCAGUGUAACCCUUUUUGUAAUGAGACUCACAGUGCCUCUCAUCUUUUGUUGUUAUUUUUAAUUGGUUAUCUGUUAUUAUGUUGUUCCCUUUUAUAGUCUUCAUCCUAUGUGGCCUUAUUUCCUGUUUGCUUCCUAUUUUUCCUCCAGGGUUUCCUCCAAACCACUAAUUCCCUCUGGCUGUAGUGUACCUGUACCUGUACCAGUGCCAUCAUUUUCUCCUUCAGGGACAUUAUUCCUUCUUUUUCUUUUGCUUUUUUCUUCUAUUUGUCUUUGUUCCUUAAUCAGAGGAAAUUGAGUCUGGAGAUUUGAAAAAGCAGUAGACAACUCAAAGUGCUGGCAAAGUACUUUUCCUGUUCCUAACCCUUGAGGUUUCCUAUAUUAUAAUUAAUGGUCUGAAUGUUUUAUGGUGUAGUAUGGUUUUCACUGGCCAUAUAUACAAUACAAAACAAGUAUUAUGACGAUGUGCCUAACAUAUUUACCACUGUGUCAGCAGUGGCUAUCAGUUUUGUUUUUACUCAUUCCUGUAGACCUCAGAGAAGGAUAACAGUCUGAACUUCUUUCUAAUGUGGUAUAUAGGCAGACCUGAUGACUCACUCCAUAGACAAAACAUUACCAACCCAAACAUGUCUGGACAUACUGAACAUUUAUGCCUAUACAUACAGUAAUGUACAUGAUACAUUGGUGACUGCUAUUUCAUACAAUUUUUGAUUGUAUCUUGGAUUUUUUGAAAAAAAAAAAA